This is a messenger RNA of Poecilia reticulata (guppy), 1644 nucleotides long. Lineage: Eukaryota; Metazoa; Chordata; Actinopteri; Cyprinodontiformes; Poeciliidae. The record is from RefSeq and is a predicted model, not a curated record.
GUUCCAGCAGGAUGGAUGGAUGAACGUAUAGUAAACAUGCAGAACUCAGAAGCAGCGUCAGACCCCCCCACUGGUGUGGCAACACUACGGACAUCAUCAUCAGCCCAGGCUCCUGUGGUACAGCCUGUCCCAGCCUCCCAGCAGAGGGUGCUGGUUCAAGCCACAGGCUCAGCUCAGAAAGGAGGACAAGUAUCAGUAUCCAGGGUCCCCCAGCAGCAGGUGCAACAUGUCUACCCAACUCAAGUACAAUAUGUAGGAGAAAGCGGAGAAGCAGUUUAUACCAACGGAACUAUCCGAACGGCCUACUCCUACAACCCGGACUCCCAGCUGUACGGACAGGGCAGCGGGGGCGCCUACUUUGACUCUCAGGCUGGAGGAACCCACGUCACCACGGUGGUGUCCUCCGCCAGCAGUGGCGUGCCGCCUCACGGCAUGGUGGGCAUCGCCAUGGACGUGGGCAGCAGCCACAUCAUUUCCAGUGGCAGCACCUACCUGCUGCACAGCGGCGGCAUGGAGGGGAACCGCAACCACAUCUCACACUCGUCUCGCUCCUCCUCAGCCAUGCUUGAAAUGGCGAUUGAAAACCUCCAAAAGUCUGAAGGAAUUGCAAGUCACAAAAGCAGCCUGCUCAACAGCCAUCUUCAGUGGCUGCUGGACAACUACGAGACGGCGGAGGGAGUGAGCCUGCCCCGGUGUUCCCUCUACAACCAUUACCUCAGGCACUGCCAGGAGCAGAAACUGGAUCCGGUUAACGCAGCGUCCUUCGGGAAGCUCAUCCGCUCCGUCUUUAUGGGUCUAAGGACGCGGCGCCUCGGCACCAGAGGCAACUCCAAGUACCAUUACUACGGCAUCCGGGUGAAACCAGAUUCUCCCCUGAACCGGCUGCAGGAGGACACCCAGUACAUGGCGAUGCGGCAGCAGCCUGUCCACCAGAAACAGAGGUUUAAGCCUCUGCAGAAGGUGGAUAGCAUGUCUGACAGUCUGUGUGGAAGCUCUCAGCACUGCAGCAGCACCCAAGAGCAGUCGGUGGCCGCUCAAACCCAGCAGCACCAGCAGUACAUCGACACGUCUCACUCCUUACCUCCGUUUCCUUCUCCGGACCUGGGCACGCAGCCUCUUCCUGAGCGCAUCAGCAUGACUGAUAUUAAGAAGUUGCAGACGCUCUACAGAAGCCACUGUGAGGCUACUUUGGAUGUGGUGAUGAAUCUGCAGUUCCACUAUGUGGAGAAUUUCUGGCAGAACUUUUGGAAUGCAGCAGCGCCAUCUAGUGACGGCAGCACAACCAUCCCCAGCAGUGAUGAUGACCUGGAGCGAGUGAUUCCCAGGGAGAAGCUGGUAUCUCUGUGCAAAUAUGAACCGGUCCGGCUAUGGAUGAGGAGCUGCGACCACAUCCUGUACCAGGCCCUGGUGGAGAUCCUCAUCCCCGACGUGCUGCGCCCCGUUCCCAGCACUCUCACUCAGGCCAUCAGAAACUUCGCCAAGAGUCUGGAGGGCUGGCUGACGACCGCCAUGACCAGCUUCCCACAAGAGAUUGUUCGCACCAAGGUGGCCGUGGUCAGUGCGUUCGCUCAGACUCUGAGGCGUUACACCAGUCUGAACCACCUGGCCCAGGCGGCCCGCGCCGUCCUGCAGAACACCUCCCAG